AUGGAAGGCCAGCCAAAUUUCAACCGGCAGAUAAACCUUUAUAGGUUUUCAACAGCAACCCAUAGAAAGCUAGAACUACAAGAACACAUUGGAAAGACCUGGUGCGUCGAAAAGAACUGAAGCCCACUCAUAAUUGAUAACGUGCAUUUAUAUUUUUUAUAUAAGUAUGAGGACACGCAAGUAAUAGACUGCACUGAGGAGCACCUCCCUUGUAAAAGACAAUUCGGCUCUGACAAAGGAUCUAGUCGCACCUUUGGCUCAAGCCCUCUACAUUAG
This is a messenger RNA of Blepharisma stoltei, 276 nucleotides long. The record is from the annotation of a GenBank genome assembly. NCBI's taxonomy places the organism in Eukaryota, Ciliophora, Heterotrichea, Heterotrichida, Blepharismidae.